CGGGGCCUGGAAGGCGCCAGCUGGGCCGGUGGGCUGUUAGAUCCCAAUCUCCUGGAUCUGACGGCUCCCGGGAAGAGGUCCACAGGGAGGGGGCACUCGGCUGCAGUGCACAAAGGCUGAAGCUCUGCAAGCAGCAGGGCGUGUUUGGGGUGUGCGCGAGGUUUCCGUCCAGAGUCCAAGGCACACCGUGGGGGCCGCGCAGAGGUGUCGGUUUCCACGCAUGCAUGGAGCACAGGGACUAGUAGGAACAGGCUCUGGAUGCUGAGUCCAGCCAGUCCCAUCCGUCCCACCCAUCCCUUCCCAGCUGGCGCUUGCCUUCGAGGGCCGUCGGGGGAAACUGGGAGGAGAUUGCGGGACUGCCCUCGCCUCCCUUUCUCUGCUCUCCGGACCUGCAGAGACUAGGUGGAGGGGAGAAGCGCAGGCACGACGCUUCUUUUUUGGUUUGUUUUUAAAUGAUGGAGGGAAACACUCAUGUUCUGCUACCCCCAUCUAACUAGGCAGCUGUCAAAAAUUUUGGGGAUCUCUUUAUCCCCUUCUGGUUUGCAGACAGGAAAUUGAGGCCAAGAGUAGUAACUAAUUGGGCCAAGGUCACACUGGUAGUGGCAGAGCCGGGAUUAGAAUCUAGAGGUUCUGACACAGUCAGGCUCUUUACUCCACAUCAUCACUUCCUUCUCUCCUCCCCCAGCCCAGACUGAUACCUGCUGUGUUGCCCCACAGGCCACUUGAGCCCAUAUUGAUUCUAGUUGAAGCCUAGAGAGGUGGUGUUCUCUGGACUCAGGGGUAGCGAUUGUGGAGGGUUAGUGACCCGAGGAGGGUUAGUGACCCCGAGAGAGUCUGGGUCUUGGCUGAAGCUCUUUGUCCCUAGAAGACCCAGGGUCUGUCUGCCAUGUCAUUCACCUCAUGGCUGUGUUUUCUCAGACCCCAGAGUCAGGAGGAGUGAAAACCCUGACCCCUAAUCCCACUGCAUCCAGCCAAUAGGAGCCUAGCCACAAUGGCGGAGCUGCAGGAGGUGCAGAUCACAGAGGAGAAGCCACUGUUGCCAGGACAGACACCUGAGGCAGCCAAGGAGGCUGAGUUAGCGGCCCGAAUCCUCCUGGACCAGGGACAGACUCUAUCUGUGGAGACACCUUAUGGCUCUGUCACUUUUACUGUCUAUGGCACCCCCAAACCCAAACGUCCAGCAAUACUCACCUACCAUGAUGUGGGACUCAACUAUAAAACUUGCUUCCAGCCACUGUUUCAAUUCGGGGAUAUGCAAGAAAUCAUUCAGAACUUCGUGCGGGUUCAUGUGGAUGCCCCUGGAAUGGAAGAGGGGGCUCCUGUGUUCCCUUUAGGAUAUCAGUACCCAUCUCUGGACCAGCUGGCAGACAUGAUCCCUUGCAUCCUGCAGUACUUAAAUUUCUCUACAAUAAUUGGAGUUGGUGUUGGAGCUGGAGCCUAUGUACUGUCACGAUAUGCUCUUAACCACCCAGACACAGUCGAAGGUCUUGUCCUCAUCAACAUUGAUCCCAAUGCCAAGGGUUGGAUGGAUUGGGCAGCCCACAAGCUAACGGGCCUCACCUCUUCCCUUUCGGAGAUGAUCCUGGGACAUCUUUUCAGCCAGGAAGAGCUGUCUAGAAAUUCUGAGUUGGUACAAAAGUAUAGAGAUAUCGUCACACAUGCACCCAACCUGGAUAACAUUGAACUGUACUGGAACAGCUACAACAACCGCCGGGACCUGAAUAUUGAGCGUGGAAGUGAUGUCACCCUCAAGUGUCCUGUGAUGCUGGUGGUAGGAGACCAAGCACCCCAUGAAGAUGCAGUGGUGGAAUGUAACUCAAAACUGGACCCCACCCAGACCUCGUUCCUCAAGAUGGCUGACUCCGGAGGACAGCCCCAGCUGACUCAGCCAGGCAAGCUGACGGAGGCCUUCAAGUACUUUCUGCAAGGCAUGGGAUAUAUGGCCUCAUCCUGUAUGACUCGCCUGUCCCGGUCUCGCACGGCCUCUCUGACUAGUGCUGCAUCCAUUGAUGGCAACCGGUCCCGCUCUCGCACCUUGUCCCAGAGCAGCGAGUCUGGGACUCUCUCUUCAGGACCCCCAGGGCACACCAUGGAGGUCUCCUGUUGAGUGACCUUUGUUGCCUUAAUGUGGGACCCAGCCCUCACCUCCCCCAGAACUAACCUGGGAGGUGCAUAAGGGCAUUGGGUGGGAGUAAGCAAGGGAAAAUGGCAGAUCAGGUGGGGAGAUGACCUUCAUCUUUGAUUGCUACCCUAACUUUGACCUUUAACCUGUGAUUCCCCCCAGCUGGGAGAGAUGUCCUAAUAUCUCCUAGGGACCCAGACCCCUAAAUUAUCCUUCUCCUACAUUUUGGUGUUAAGGUGGAGAGGGCAUGUGUCUCUUCUUGAUCUAGGUGUCUGUAGAUGAGGGAUAAGAGGUUGGAGUAGUGUCAUGGUGCCUCUAUCAGACUCUCCCUAAUUAUCCCAUAUUUGCAAGGGGAGGGGAUUUGGGGCUGGGGCUCCAUUUACCAAAGGUGAUAUGGCUUCUCAUUAACCCUACAGGCUGCUGAAGGGUAUGGGCCUGAGUGAAUGUGUGUCGGAGGGAGACUUCCUGGUGGGUUAGUGUUCUUAAGAUGUGAUGGCAACAUCUAGUGUGUAAAAAGGAAGUUGGAAUGGGAGGUGGUGGGCAAUGAUGGUGUAUGGGGUAAAGAUUGGCACUGGGGCAAUAGGAGGGGCCUGGGGCCAUUUGGCUGCACUAACUUUGGUAAGCUGUAGGUGUGUAUCUAGAGUGGGACAGGGAGGAGCUAAGCUUGGGCUGGGCUGCUUGGGGCUUGGCAUAGGGGUGGAAAGGCCUACCCUGAGGCUUUGACCACACUGUAGCAUGUGUGGAGAGUGCCCUCCUGUCUCCCAUGACUUCUGCUGUAACAAUAAACUGUAGAGGAAUCUGA
This is a messenger RNA of Otolemur garnettii (small-eared galago), 2924 nucleotides long. RefSeq names its product NDRG family member 2 (gene NDRG2). Bases 992 to 2107 code for a protein of 371 amino acids. Gene Ontology annotation, biological process: signal transduction. The transcript is spliced from 16 exons. Gene Ontology annotation, cellular component: cytoplasm. The record is from RefSeq and is a predicted model, not a curated record. Lineage: Eukaryota; Metazoa; Chordata; Mammalia; Primates; Galagidae.